This is a messenger RNA of Phragmites australis (common reed), 1857 nucleotides long. RefSeq names its product transmembrane emp24 domain-containing protein p24delta9-like. The record is from RefSeq and is a predicted model, not a curated record. Gene Ontology annotation, cellular component: COPII-coated ER to Golgi transport vesicle; Golgi apparatus; endoplasmic reticulum. NCBI's taxonomy places the organism in Eukaryota, Viridiplantae, Streptophyta, Magnoliopsida, Poales, Poaceae. Gene Ontology annotation, biological process: endoplasmic reticulum to Golgi vesicle-mediated transport; intracellular protein transport; Golgi organization. The transcript has 4 exons. Bases 103 to 768 code for a protein of 221 amino acids.
AUUAUUUUUAGGAGCAGAAACAAAAAGGACCCCCUCUAUUGCCUCCCCUCCGUUGCCCCGCUCGAACGAAAACCGCAGCAGAUCUUCUCCGAUCUUCCCGCUAUGGCCGCGCACGUCCCCGGAUCCCUGCAUCAUCUCCUCCUCCUCCUCGCCGCCGCGCUCCCCGCCAGUGCCCUCCGCUUCGACCUGCAUUCGGGGCACACCAAGUGCAUCUCCGAUGACAUCAAGGUCGGCGCCAUGGCCGUCGGCAAGUACCACAUCGUGGCCCCCGACGACGGCUCCCUCUCCUCCUCAUCGCAGCAGCAGCUCCCGGACUCCCACCGCAUCUCGCUGCGGGUCACCUCGCCCUACGGCAACAGCCUGCACUACUCCGAGAACGUGCAGUCGGGCAACUUCGCCUUCACGGCCUCCGAGGCCGGCGACUACCUCGCCUGCUUCUGGGCGCCCGACCACCGCCCGUCCGCCACCGUCGCGUUCGAGUUCGAUUGGCGCAGCGGCGUCUCCACCAAGGACUGGGGCACCGUCGCCAAGAAGGGCCAGGUCGAUAUGAUGGAACUGGAGCUCAAGAAGCUGGAGGAUACCAUCAAAUCCAUCCAUGAAGAAAUGUUUUACCUUCGUGAAAGGGAAGAAGAAAUGCAGGAACUGAACAGGAGAACAAACUCAAGAAUGGCUUGGCUCGGUUUCCUCUCACUCGCCAUUUGCUUAUCAGUGGCAGGUUUGCAGUUGUGGCAUCUGAAGAACUUCUUUGAGAGAAAGAAGCUGCUAUGAUUCUUUUAUAACCACAGAACAUUUAGGCAUAAUUUUUGUGUUAACUUUCCUUUUAUUUUUGUUGGGCAAACAAUUUCCUCAGAGGAACAAAGAUAUUAGCACAGCUGAGAAAUAUUGAUUUCUUAGUUUCCUAGGCCAAAUUAAAUAGAUGUAAAAUUCAAAGCAGACUUCAGGUUUUGGUUUUCUUUGGUCGUGAACUAUGUUAUUUAUCCCUCAAAAUAUUUUUUUAAUCCUUGGGAGCAACUGUUGUGUGAUGUCCUGGCUCUGUCACCAACCAGCACAACCAAAUCCAUCAACCAGGGAAUCAUCUGCAUCCUGAGAAGACUGAAAUUGGUUUCAUUUGGGUUAGGGCACGAGUUAAUUGUGCAAGGCAGACACGAUUAAGGCCGGACUACCUUAUGAGCUUUAGUGACUAAGAAGUGAAAAGGUAAGCGACUGACUUUUCGUUUUUAAUCAUAUGUUGCAUAUUCCCUUUGCUUGCAAUUACAAACUGAGGUGCCUUGCUUACUCACUUCCUUUUCCAUCUUUAAGGAAAAGUUCACCUUUUGGAAUGAAUUUUGAACGCAAUUGUUAUAAAACUGAAAUAAUUGCAUGUGAAAACAAAAGUUUACAGGCAACGCAAACGGUACUCCGAAACGGUACUGAUACUGAUACUGAUCCAUCCUUGCAAGCACAAAUAUAUUGCCUCACGCGGGAACACACGCCACACUGGAAAGACACUGGAAAGGCAGUGCAUUGUGCAUUGGGAUCAUUAGGAAGUUGAAAGUAAAGUCAAAGAACGCCUGAUGCUGAAACGAUUUGCUGUCGCAUAUUUGUGAUCAUGUAGAUAGCAGCGUGAUAGGACCACUAUGCAAUGAUAUUUCCAUAUAGGACGAAAUCAUCCCAAAAUGACGAGACUUUUGUUCGACCACUGGUAAAGACAUUUUCGAAACACUACAGGUAAUGGCACUGGCGGUUACAGACCAUGGGAGGCGAUGUCCCCUCCUUAUCUCCAGAUUUCUCAAGAUAUCACUUAUUAUUACCAAUAGUUGUAACAAAAGUUCAAAUACAUUUAUGUUUCUCUUGGUUUGGCGCCCUCAAUAUUUUCCU